GCGACCAGGAGGAGAGGCGCGACAAGCAAGAGAGGCGCGACAAGCAAGAGAGGCGCGACAAGAGUGCGUGAGGUACGAGGUGGCGGCAGAGGGCCGCAAGAGGACGCGGGACAGCGGACACAGCGGCCACUGCCCUUACCAUAACUCCGCCGUAAUAUGCAGCGUAUCACCACAACCUCAUCCCCCAAAUACUAUUCGAGCGGAGUUGUGUGAGGGGAGGCGAGGAUGAUGGGCGUCCGGGGCAAGGUGUCGGCGGAGUGGAAGAAGAGAGUCAAGUCCGAGUACACGAGGCUCAGGUCCCUCAAGAGGUUCAAGCGGGCCGACGAGAUCAAGGCGGCGUGGAACGAUAACAGAGCCAAGCUGACUGACCUUCUAGAUCAAGAAGAUCAGACUGUAAUAGGGAUGGGUCCAGUUUGGGUGUGCUCGGUUGAAGCUCCGCCACACCAGGCAGUCAUGAGGCGUACACAUGUCACGUCUUCCUGUGGUGAGCCCCUUGCUGUCCCUAUCAAGACUAUUAAUGCUGUAAACCCAAUCCCAACAAUGUACACUUGGGCACCCCUGCAACAAAACUUUAUGGUAGAAGAUGAAACUGUUCUUCACAAUAUUCCAUACAUGGGUGAUGAAGUCCUUGAUCAAGACGGAAAAUUUAUUGAGGAACUCAUCCGGAACUACGAUGGAAAAGUUCAUGGUGACCGAGAAACUGGUUUCAUUGAUGAUGAAAUAUUUGUUGAGCUUGUGGAGACUCUGGUGCAACAGUAUCAGAAAAAGGAAACUUUAAAGAACAAGACUGACCAGAAGGUAAAUGGGAGUAAAGAUGUGAAGACUAAAGAUAAAGAUGAAGAGGAGGAGGAGGAGGAUGUUGAAGAAGAGGAAGAGGAGGAACAAGAUGAGGAAGAGGAUAGUAAUACACACAAUAAAGAGGAUGAGGGUUGGGAGGGAUCAAAUUCGUCUGGAACAAAGGGUUUCCCAUGUGCUGCCAUAUUCCAAGCUGUGUCAGCUCUUUUCCCUGAUAAGGGCUCAGCCGAGGAAUUAAAGGAGAAAUACAUAGAACUGACUGACCCUACAGCUCUUCCACCUGAAUGCACUCCCAAUAUUGAUGGUCCCAAUGCAGAGAGUGUUCCACAGGAACAGACAAUGCACUCCUUCCACACACUUUUCUGUAGACGCUGCUUCAAAUAUGAUUGUUUUCUGCACCCCACCAAGGGAAGCACAGACGCCCCAGGCUUGGCAACAUCUCAUCCUCGGCCACAUGGGGGAAAAAGAAAAAGUCCAGAAUUACGAGCUUUAUCUGAGCCAUGUUCUCCAUUCUGCUAUUUACAUCUGCCCGAUGCCAAAGAAAAGAUGGUCGCGACAGCAUCAUCUUGUUCCUCUGAUAAAUUGAGAGAUGACAAUGAAUCAUCAAAUGAUGCCAAACCUCGAAAGAUCCGAAAACACGCAUCUGUAGAUUCUGGAAAUGAAGCGAGCUCAGAAGACAGUAAUGAUAGCAUGAGGAUGAGUGGCCGGAAAUCAGACAAGAUCAGUACUGGAUGUAUCGAGUUUGAGUGCAAAGCAUCAAUGUUGUCGGUACACAGCAAUGGAAGCCUGGGCAGCGUACACCAUAAACGGAUGGUUGGCUCAGACUUGGAUGUUGUCCGCACAAACAAUAAAUAUGUGUACACGAAACCCAUCACCCUCGACAGUCUGACAGUCAGAUUAACGGAUGCAACAGAUCCCUGCAAUCUGGGAACGUGGCUGGGCUCUGAGGCUUCGAUGUUUCGUGUUUUACACAAGGUCUUCUUCAAUAAUUAUUGUGCCAUUUCUCAAGCCAUCCUAACAAAAACUUGUCAACAGGUAUACUACUUUGCACAAAAGGAAGCAACUGAUUUACCAGCAGAUGCCAGCGUUAAGGACAAUACUCCUCCCCGAAAAAAGAAAAAGAAGCAUCGCCUCUGGUCUAUGCACUGUAGAAAGAUUCAGCUGAAGAAAGACACAUCAAGCAACCAUGUGUACAACUACUCUCCUUGCGACCAUCCCAACCAGCCCUGUGACCAGAACUGUGCUUGUGUCAUGACACAGAACUUCUGUGAAAAAUUUUGCAACUGCAGUCCUGACUGUCAAAACCGCUUUCCUGGGUGCCGGUGUAAGGCAUCUUGUAACACGAAGCAGUGCCCCUGUUUCUUGGCAGUGCGGGAGUGUGAUCCUGAUCUCUGUGUGACAUGUGGCGCUCAUGAAUUUUCAAUAAAUAAAAUCACCUGCAAAAAUGUGUCUGUUCAGCGAGGAUUACAUAAACACCUUCUCAUGGCACCAUCAGAUGUGGCUGGCUGGGGUAUAUACUUAAAGGAUUCGGCCCAAAAAAAUGAAUUCAUCUCUGAAUACUGUGGAGAAAUUAUCUCCCAGGAUGAGGCUGAUCGUCGUGGGAAAGUCUAUGACAAAUACAUGUGUUCAUUCCUCUUUAAUCUUAAUAAUGACUUUGUGGUUGAUGCAACACGUAAGGGAAAUAAGAUCCGGUUUGCUAAUCACUCUAUAAAUCCCAACUGUUAUGCCAAAGUCAUGAUGGUGAAUGGUGAUCAUCGCAUUGGCAUCUUUGCCAAAAGGCAUAUCCAGUCGGGCGAGGAACUCUUCUUUGACUACAGAUAUGGACCAACGGAACAACUCAAGUUUGUCGGCAUUGAAAGGGAAAUGGAAUUUCUGUAAAAAAAAAAUAUUUGUCAGAAUUAUAUAUCUUUGAAAAUAAUUUGUUUACCGAGUACCAGCUUCCAUUUUUUAAUUGAAGCUUUAACCAAUUCUUAAGUAACAUUACUAGUAUGAGUGGCCGAGUGCACCACACUGGAUCUUGUAUAAGAUCUUUAUCUUUUACUCAAAUUUUUUGUGGUGGAACUUCCACAAUAGUUAAGAUUUUAUAUUUUAUUUAUUUAUAUUUUAUAUUCUUUUUGUUAAUUUUAACACUGCCACUGAUAGUGUCAUGGAGGGGAAACACUGCCACUGAUAGUGUCAUGGAGGGGAAACACUGCCACUGAUAGUGUCAUGGAGGGGAAACACUGCCACUGAUAGUGUCAUGGAGGGGAAACACUGCCACUGAUAGUGUCAUGGAGGGGAAACACUGCCACUGAUAGUGUCAUGGAGGGGAAACACUGCCACUGAUAGUGUCAUGGAGGGGAAACACUGCCACUGAUAGUGUCAUGGAGGGGAAACACUGCCACUGAUAGUGUCAUGGAGGGGAAACACUGCCACUGAUAGUGUCAUGGAGGGGAAACACUGCCACUGAUAGUGUCAUGGAGGGGAAACACUGCCACUGAUAGUGUCAUGGAGGGGAAACACUGCCACUGAUAGUGUCAUGGAGGGGAAACACUGCCACUGAUAGUGUCAUGGAGGGGAAACACUGCCACUGAUAGUGUCAUGGAGGGGAAACACUGCCACUGAUAGUGUCAUGGAGGGGAAACACUGCCACUGAUAGUGUCAUGGAGGGAAACACUGCCACUGAUAGUGUCAUGGAGGGGAAACACUGCCACUGAUAGUGUCAUGGAGGGGAAACACUGCCACUGAUAGUGUCAUGGAGGGGAAACACUGCCACUGAUAGUGUCAUGGAGAGAAACUGCCACUGAUGGAGUGUCAUGGAGGAAAACACUGCCAAAAGUUUGUCCAGUGUCACAUUUACUUUAAAACACCAUUUGGUGGUCGGUCACAUUUACUCAACUUAUACAUUUUACAGUCAAAUUUACUAUGUAUUUUACUUUUCUUUUUGUCUCCAUGUAAAUUCAAUCUUCAGUUUUUCUCUUCAUUUUUGUUGUCGAGGGGAAACAAAUAAUGUCUGUCUUGUGUGCAGUCCAGUUGAGAAUGUACAGUUCCUCCACUUUGUUUCAAACACUCCUUUGAAAGUUGCUGAAUUGCUGUAUAUGAAAUAUAUUCUGCAUGAGGCCACCCUUUCAAUGAUAGUGUUCUCAAAGGUAGCAAUUCAUUUGGAAUGUAGAAUAACAUGAUUUUUGACAAAGAAGCCUUUGGCAUAACUUUUGUCUGACAACAUACUGUACCUUGCGGUUACCUUGCAAUGAUUUCAGGGCUCAAUGUCCCCGCGACCCUGUCCUCGACCAGGCCUCCUCGUUGCUGGACUGGUCAACCAGGCUGUUGGAUGCGACUGCUCGCAGCCUGACAUAUGAAUCGCAGCCUAGUUGAUCAGGUUUAAAUCAGUAUGUAUUAAAUUCCAAUUCCAUGGAACACAAGUCAUUGCAGAUCCAUCUUCUAAGACUAGCAUUGAUGCAUCUAUUGAUUAUUCAAGAUGAUCAGUCGCCUAAAUUCCACCAGAAGAACAUUUUACUAUAGUUGGAGUAAACUUAUUAGUGCAUAAUACUGACAUGUGUUAGGGAAAAAGAGUUUUGAUAUCCUCAAAUGUAAGGAAUGAAGCUUUGUCAAAAAAUAAUGUUUUAUUCUAACUACCUGACAAAACCUUAUGGGAAAAAUUGUUGGAUAUAUAUAUAUAUAUAUAUCUGUUGAAGGAGCCAUUUUGUAAUGUAUGUCACCAAACACCUUUUCAGUUGACUUAUUUGUAAAAAUAUAUAUCUAUUCUAAAUCUGAAAUGUAGAUGCUGAUUUAGUGUUUCUGGUCAUUGUAUUAUGAUGGAAAAUGCAAGAUUUACCAAUAAAGUUGUUAUUUAAGACUAA
This is a messenger RNA of Procambarus clarkii (red swamp crayfish), 4634 nucleotides long. The record is from RefSeq and is a predicted model, not a curated record. Lineage: Eukaryota; Metazoa; Arthropoda; Malacostraca; Decapoda; Cambaridae.